AUGCUGAGCCCCCGGCCAUGGUCGACUACAAAUGUGCUUGGACAUGUGUUGUUCAUUGUUUCGUGGUGGGUACGCGGGACUACUGGCUACACGAUUGCCGCCGGGUCUUGGAAGCUUAACGCACGGAAGCAGUCAGAAGGAUCAUCUGCCUACAUUGCGAACGUGCUCACCAAACAUCGCGAUGAUUUGAUCAUAUGGUAUGAGAUGGACACCGUCUUGGCUGUCAUCAACUGGGCCAACAUCGCAGACAACAUUCGUGGGCGAGGGUAUGCAUGCAAUCAGGGUCCAGGACAAUCGCCAGCGCUUCCAUACAGCGGAUUGAACAGCAAAGGCCCCAAGAACGGUGUGCAUGCAUUGCUGGUCUGUGCCAGGGGAUCAGGCUUUUCUUUCGAUGCCGGCCCGAAGUCAUGUUGCACUGCCCGCGGCAAGCCAAAUAAAAAUGUGUUGGUCCAAACUGUUCACGUGCAAGUCAAUUGCAAAGUGGUUGAACUGAUGAUACUUGGUGUGAACUUCGACACUCAUGAUGGCGAGAAGGCCGAGCAGAUCGAAUUGUUGUUGCGCGAAGUUCGCAGACAGCAAGCAGAUGCAUCUCGACAGGGGCAUCUGUUCCAAGCCAUUCUGGUUGGCGACAUAAAUGAUCGAAUCGUCCUUAAAACAGAUGCUCGUCUUGAUGUGGAAGUGGCCUACAUGCGCCCCUGGACUCACAUGCGGAAAGUCGUGUCCUUGACCAACAGGAGCCAAGCUAUUCUGCGACACUUGCUUGUGACAAACCACGGGCGAAGAGAGCUGCUUUCGUGGGAUGUGAAAUAUUUCGAUGACACGGCUGUUGGUGGUGUGUCUGUACGCCAUCCAUCGCGCACUUUUUGCGACGCCUUUUUCUUGCAAACGGAUUGGUGGCGGGAGAGCCAGCGUGACCCUGAACCAGUUACGUACAAGUACACUCCCUGGGACCAGCUAGUAGCUUCCGACAUCGUAGAUGACAUUGCCAACGUCGCAAGCAGCACAGGUCGAAACCUGCACAACUUGAACGAGAGUCGCGACAGUGAUGACGGUUGGGCGGUGAGCUUCGCGGAACUUGAAAGGGCACUAAGGGUAAGGGGCCGAGCAACUAACAGCCUCGAUCCCACUAGCAUGCCUUCAUUCUUCAUGAUGUCGGAUCACAUUCCCAAGACAAAGUUUCAAGUAGAAGAUGCUCAAACAUAUCUUAACUCGAACAUGAAGAAGGACCCCGUGUACUUGUCAUUUGGUUGGUUGGACUCUGUCGGCUUUCUCCGGCCAAAGCUUUCUGGAAAUCUCGGCUUCGACAUGGUGUUCUUGGACUUUGAAACAGAUUUUGGAGUACGGGGGGGCGACCAUGCUUUCACGCACGCGCGAUUGUACCUGAUGCCUGCAGGUGCCGUCCGCAAAAAUUUUCUGGGCCAGUGGGUUUGGGCUAUUGGGGGUGGGGCAGCUGUGCUGGGUCUACUGGUAUGUGGUAUGUGCAAGCACUCGAGACGAUGCUGGAGACGCUCGAACACGGAUUGA
This is a messenger RNA of Symbiodinium natans, 1524 nucleotides long. The record is from the annotation of a GenBank genome assembly. NCBI's taxonomy places the organism in Eukaryota, Dinophyceae, Suessiales, Symbiodiniaceae.